Molecule: messenger RNA, 1382 nt
Organism: Pyrus x bretschneideri (Chinese white pear)
Lineage: Eukaryota; Viridiplantae; Streptophyta; Magnoliopsida; Rosales; Rosaceae
Exons: 1
Coding region: 500-949 (149 amino acids)
Source: RefSeq, a predicted model, not a curated record
UAAUCCUCAAUAUUCUUUCUUCCUCCUUUUCUAUUCUGUGUUUCCAAUCUCGACCGCCGCAUCCACCCAUUCUCCGGCGUACUCCGGCGGCCCCCUCCUCUCACUCCUCCGCACAUACAAUCUGAUCCGUCGCCCGAUUCGGUUCACGUAAGAGCUAUCCGGAUCCGAUUUCACCCAUCGAGCUUCAGCCUCUAACCUAACCCCCAAUCCCGACGCGCACCUCCUUUCAUUUCGUAAUUUACCAUUUUUAUUUGUUGUUUAUCUCUUUUUUUUUUCUAAAUUUUCCUUUUUUUUUUCCUCUUCUCUCUAAAAAGUCUUUUUGUGAAAUUACAUAUCUGUCACCACAAAUCCCCACCCUUACGUUUUCAAUAGCAGUCUACCCUUAUUUUACGCUUUUGCCCCCCCCCCGACAACAACUUUCCACUUGACGGUUUUAGCCGCUCAAGGAUUUUCCAUUUCGAAGUUCGUUUUCUGACGUGGCAUGGGGUUUUGAAAAAGGAUGAAUUUCCCACAAAACCACAGCCGUAGGAUUUUGCCACCUGUCGCUUCAAGAAAGCGAAAGGAGACCCCAUCGAACGGCUUUAAACUACCGGCUCCGAAGGCUCCAAGGGCUCCAAGCUCAACGACAGCUCCAAAAGCUCCGAGCAAAACGACAGCUUCGCCGCUCUCGGCAAACUGGCUUCUGGCGGGCCACAUGGCGUACGAGUAUUUAACCAAGCGCACACUGUUCGGUCAGAAGCUCGACCCGGCUCUAGCCGAGGUGGUUCCCUUGGUGGCUAGCUUCUCAGCCGAGCCGAGGAAGGGGAAGCCGGUCGAAUCAGGAAAAGGAUCCGGUACGGGCGCAGCGCGGGAGAGUUACGCUGAGGUGGCGAGCUUACUGAAGACGGAUGGGGCCCACAUUCCGGGGAUUGUGAACCCGACGCAACUGGCAAAGUGGAUUCAGAUGUGACGAUACGUAUGGUAGGAUGGGGUAGGGUGGAGGCGUGGCGCGGCGUGAUUGGAUGAGCAGUUUUGGUCCACGUCAGCCAGUAAGUUGUUGUAGUUGGUAGUGAAAAAAAAAAAAAAAAAAAAAAGGUUGUUGGAGUUCUCGAACCAAAAGUGCAGGAUUCGUGAAUAGGGAGUGAGUGAGUGAGUGUGAAGGUGGCCAGUAAGAUCGAAAUCCAAAUCAUGCAACUGCAGCGACUCUUUCUCUCUCUAGAAUCUGUUCGUGGUGAUGACACUAUCUCUGUGUUUUGCUUUGUUGUAUUUUAUUUGUAGGAUGACGAUGAUGAUGAAGAAAUUUAAAGAGAACACAGAAUGGAGGCCGGCCGGCCUUUCGAAUUCCGGUGCUUUGUUGUUAUUUAACUUGUUUAAUCUGAUCUAUUUAAUCAUGUUUUGCCUUA